AUGCUAGAAAUACAGAGAAACUUUCCUGAUGAUUCAAGAUAAUUCAGCACAAACCGAGUAAUUAAGGACUAGGAAGCAUACAGAAUGAUUAAGACUCCUGAAAGAAAAAUAUAGCCUGAAGAGAAUAGAAAGACUUUAGAAACUAAUAUAGAUGAGUUUAUUUUGUCAUUAGAAACAAUAGCACAUAAUGUCAAUACUGAUGGUACUGUAAGAAGGUCUAGUCUAAGACUCUCCUUGAAUCCUUUUGACUAUGCUCUUGAUAUCACACCAGAGGAGCUAUAGAAAAGUAAAAAUAGAGACAAGUUUGAACAAAUUCAGUAAACUCCUCAAAAUUCACCUUUGAAAAAGAACAGAUGCCAUUCUCAAGAGAAAUUAUUUGGGAAUUAUAUCAACAGUAGUGGGAUACAGAAAGAGUUUCUCAACUCAGAUUCCAAUUUUUCAAUCAUUGUUCAAGAAGCUAGAUAAAAUAAUCAUUAGGUCUUUGAUGAAUAGAUUCAACGGAGAGGAACUAUAAGUGCUUAAUUGAGAAAAAAACUAGUACUUCCGAAAGAAUCCAUAAAUUUUUGCAAAAAAUUAGAUUCUGCCGAAAAAUCUCAACAACUGUAGUAAUCUACUUAAUCUCAAAAUGCUAGUAAUAUUAAUAUAAGAGAAAAUCCUGAUAUAUUCCAAUCUAGAAAUGAUUCCAAAUUGCAAACAUCACAGCUAAAUAAACAGCCAUUCUAGGCUCGAAAUAGCAAUUAACUGACUGUUAACACUUUACUAGGCAUAAGAUAGGCAUACUUGCCAUUAACCCCUCGCAGUGCAUUGCAGAAAAGUGAUAUAAAAGUUCCAAAAAUCGUGAAAGCCUGCAUAUAGGAUCUUGAUUUAAGUUCUGUUUAACAACAGCAGAGUUAAGUAAAAAAGGCCAAAUCUUUAGAGAGAAGCUAGAAUAUUAUAAACUAAUCUGGAAGCAAGCAAGAGAUUAAUCACAGAUUGAUACCUUGUGAUUUACUACUUGAUGCUAAACCAAACAUCAAGUACAACUAAUAGAUUAAGAAGAGUCAAAUACUUGAGUCUAAUUUCAAAAGUCACAAGGCUAUGUCCAAUGAUAGAUAAUCUUUCCCUUUAUCAGAUGAUGGUGAGUCAAAGUAAAGAUAGAGCCUGACCAGAGGAUCUACUGAGUACAAGAUAAGAAGAAAUUAGUUGGCCAAAAACAGAUCUCAUGCAAAUAUCACCACGAAUGCAGGAAUUGGUACAAGUCCAAGCCAAGAAUUUAUUAAUACUAGAGAUUCUUAACCCAAAGAUAACAGAAUUUCAGCAUUGAAGGAUAAACUUUACUAAGCUAAUUAGGGUCAUAGAGAUCAAGAAGUCUCAAGAUAGAAAAUGAAGCAGGAGUUUUUAUCAAUGGAUUAGUCAAGAAGAUUUAAUGAGAGCAAGAAGGAGGCAGAUGUGAUGAUCGAUACUUUACUUGCUCCUCAGGCUUAACUGAUACUCAAGAAAAAAAUCACAUCAACUUCUUCUCAUUCAAGCAAGAGAGAUAAAAUCAAGAAGAUUAAUGGCUAUUCAUUCCAGAAAGAUAUUCAUUAAAUUGAGGAUGCCCAAUGA
This is a messenger RNA of Stylonychia lemnae, 1584 nucleotides long. NCBI's taxonomy places the organism in Eukaryota, Ciliophora, Spirotrichea, Sporadotrichida, Oxytrichidae. The record is from the annotation of a GenBank genome assembly.